Chinchilla lanigera (long-tailed chinchilla) is the source of this 423-nucleotide messenger RNA. Its product is annotated as zinc finger protein 709-like. NCBI's taxonomy places the organism in Eukaryota, Metazoa, Chordata, Mammalia, Rodentia, Chinchillidae. The annotation marks the transcript as partial. The record is from RefSeq and is a predicted model, not a curated record. The transcript has a single exon.
GGGAAAGCUUUCAUCACAUCUCAUAAGUGUCAAAUACAUGAAAGAAUUCACACUGGGGAGAAACCUUAUGCAUGUAAGCAAUGUGGAAAAGCUUUCCACACAGGUAGUCUUUGUCAAACCCAUGAACAGAUUCACACUGGGCAGAAACCGUAUGUAUGUACACAAUGUGGGAAAGCUUUCAGCAGAAAAUCAGGUUGGCAAGUACAUAAAAGGACUCACACUGGUGAGAAACCCUAUGUAUGCAAGCAAUGUGGGAAAGCCUAUGUUGCACACAGAGAUUAUAAAACACACGUGAAGACUCACACUGGGGAGAAACCGUAUGUAUGUAUGCAGUGUGGGAAAGCUUUCUGUGGAAGAUCAGGUUGGAAAAUACAUGAAAAGAUGCACACUUGCAAGGAACCCUAUGUAUGUAAGCAAAGUUAA